Cokeromyces recurvatus is the source of this 3492-nucleotide messenger RNA. RefSeq lists its product as uncharacterized. Lineage: Eukaryota; Fungi; Mucoromycota; Mucoromycetes; Mucorales; Mucoraceae. The record is from RefSeq and is a predicted model, not a curated record. Gene Ontology annotation, cellular component: cytoplasm. Gene Ontology annotation, biological process: tRNA methylation. Bases 84 to 3449 code for a protein of 1121 amino acids. The transcript has 9 exons. Gene Ontology annotation, molecular function: protein binding.
AAAAAAAAAAAAAAUAAAUAAAUAAAUAAAAUAAAAUAAAAUAAAAAGUUUAUUAUAAAGCUUUUACAGUAUAAAUCAGAAUCAUGCCUUUCCAAAAUAAAGUAGUUUUGGAAAAAGAUAUUUAUGCCGGUAUUGUUACUAGUUUAAAUUUUCAUAGUAAUUCUAUUUUGGUUGUAGGGCAUGGUCCUUUUUUGAAAGUUUAUAAUGUUCAGACUGGUCACUUAUUAGCUUCAGAGUCCAUUUUGUCUGGGAAUCGAAUUCAUCGUAUUGUUUUUGCUCCUCAUGUUAUAUAUAAUGACAAUGGCGUUGAAGUACGAAGAUUGGCUGUAUUUGGAUCAAAACAUCUUGUCAUUCUUCAAGUCGAGAUUACAGAUUAUAAAGCUGUGAUAAAGAUUGAAAAAACCUUGCCACCAUUUAAGGACUGGAUUAUGGAUGCUCAAUGGAUAUUUGAUACCAAAACUAUUAACGAAACACAACCAACUAAAAUGGCCAUUGUUUAUGCUCAUAAUAACUUGGCAAUUUAUGACUUUAAAGAUGCAGAUCCAGAAUUACUUUAUGCAGUUCAAUGCGAGAUGCGAUGCAUUUUGUAUUCAGCGAGAAUUUAUGGAUUCACUCAAGAUGAUUUAAUAGUAGCCUCAGGUACGGUUUUUAAUGAAGUGCAUUUAUGGAAACCAUGUGUAAAGAAUGAGCAAGAUGAUGCUAUUGUUUAUAAAAAGUUGAUUGGACAUGAAGGAGUCAUUUUUGGUGUACGAUUUAAUGAUGAUGCGAGUCAAAUGGUUAGUGUGUCAGAUGACAGAACCAUUCGUAUUUGGCCACUUGAAGAUGAAACUAAACAACCCUUGGUCUUAUUUGGCCAUACAGCUCGAGUGUGGGAUUGUCAAUUUGUAGAUGAAUAUCUCGUGAGUAUUUCAGAAGAUACAACAUGUCGUGUAUGGAGAAAUACAUUAUUAGUAAAAUCAGAGGAAGACGAUGAUAAUAAUAAUGAUUGUAUUGCUUGUUGGGAAGGCCAUGCAAGUAAGAAUGUCUGGAGUUGCGCGGUUAAUCCUGAACACAAAAUUGUAGCAACUGGUGGACAAGACUCUGGUAUUCGUUUAUGGUCAUUAGCGUCUAUCAAAAAUAAUAAAAUUGACUCUGAAGACGAUUUAGUAGGAUUCCCAUUACCUGAGGCUAGGGGAAAAGAUACAAUUAGGAAUUUUGUAGUUAUUAAAAAUCGUUGGCUUAUUGCUGCUACAACAGACGGAUACAUUUUAAAAUGUGAUAAUAGGGUCUUACCACAUGAAUGGAAAGAAAUUCAGUAUGAUAUAUCCUAUAAGAACUAUGCUAUCAUGAGUAGUUCAGAAUGUGGUAGAGUUAUCGUUGUAGGUAAUAUUGUUGGGGAAUUGAUCAUAUUAAGUCCAACUGAUACAUUUGAGCCUGUUAAAAUUGCUGCUCAUAAACAAAAAUUAUUUGAAAUCUUUAUAAAGCCUUCUUCUUCGAAUCAAGAUAUUUUCUAUAUUAUUUCAAAUGGCUAUAAUGAAAGAGUUCUAUUUCACAAGUUAGAUUUAUCUACACCAGUUCCAAAUAUUCAAACAUUAUUUGACAUAGAAAUGCCAGUAGAGCGUACUACUGUGUUAUCUUUAGAUUAUGCUGAAGAAGAAAAUAUUUUGAUUUGUGGAUCCAGAGAGUCAGCACUUUUAAUUUAUCGUCUUCCUUAUUAUGCAGAUAUUUCUGAAAAUAGAGAAAUUCAAAAAGUCAAGCCAACACUACAAUUACGUAAAUCUCAUGGUAAACAAGCCAUUACUAGUGUCUUGAUCAAAAGGACAAAGGAGAAUGAUGAAAUUCCUGAAACAGAAAUGGAUAAUGAGGAUAUAGGAAUGGAUAGCAUUAUUUUUUGGACAACUGGACGUGAUGGCUGUUAUAUCCAGUAUAGACUUCGUCUUUUAAAUAAUCACGAUAAUAAGACACAUAUAGUGCCUGUAAAGACUACUCAGUUAGGUAUUGCAAGCCAAGGUGAUACGGUUAUAGUCGGCCAAGAUAUGACACUUGAAAAACUUUAUAGAAAUAGAAUCACCAAGGGUACAUUAGAAGGAUCGCUUUUACUUGAUGGUGAACUACUUUUGAUGGGAUUCUUCAGAAAAAAUUUCUUUGUAUUUAAUGAAAAGAAUAAUUAUACAAUGGUAGCUAUUAGCUGUGGUGGAGGACAUAGACGCUGGGGUUUCUCAACAGAGGAUGCAAAAUUGAAUAAGGCAGCGUUUGCCUUUAUCAGAAAGGAGACUCUUUAUGCUUAUUUCCGUGACACAUCUAGUAUUACAGAUGGGUUUAAGGACAGCAUUCUUCAAAAUAAUUAUCAUGCUCGUGAAGUACGUGCUAUUAAAUUUCUUCCCUUAUCUUUCAAGGGUGAAACCCAUCGUUCAGGUGAGGAACCUUUAUUAUUUGCUACAGGUGGUGAAGACACUAUUUUUAAAAUUCAACAAUAUAUGCCUGAACAAAUACCCCGAUUUUAUACGCAUGUCAAUAUUCGUAAGCAUACAACUGUCAUUAAAAAUAUUGAUUAUAGUUGUGGGAUUUCUUCACUCUUAUUUACAAGUGGUGGUCUAGAAGAGUUUAGAUGUUGGAAAAUUGAAGUCACUCCAGCCAAGUCAGCUGACGGACUUGUUGAUUUAAACUGUCUUGAAGUCUCUACCUGUCCAGCUUUAACAGAAGAGAUUGAGUCUAGAAUUAUGAGCACCACUGUAUUUGCUAUUGAUGCCAAGCGUGGUCUCCAUGUGAUUGGUGCGGUUUAUUCUGAUGCCAUGAUUCGUUUCUGGUUAUUCAAUGAACUAACAAGGAAGUUUUCCUUGGUUGCAGAUGGUACCUGGCAUGCUAAAUGUAUUCUGCAAAUUACACAUCUCAAGUUAGGAGAUCAUAUAUACUUUUUUACUUCAGCAACAGAUGGAAGAGUUGCUAUUUGGGACAUAAAUGAUAACUUAUACAAAGCUAUUGACAGUUUAGAUCAGCUUGAGGCUGAACCAACGAAAGCAGCUUUUAGAUUAGACGAACCUAUUUAUCAUUAUAGAGUGCAUAUGAACGGCGUUAAUGCAUUAGAAGCAGUGGCCUUUAAAGAUAAUCAUCAUAUUUUGGUUCUUACUGGUGGUGAAGACAAUGCAGUAUCAGCAUCUUUAAUGGAGGCUCAAAAUGGUGCUAUAGUUCCUAUUGGUCAACCGUUCAUUGUUGCUAGUGCACAUGCAUCAUCUGUGACAGGCAUUAAAUUUGUUGAUAAUGCUUUAUUCUCAACUUCUACAGAUCAAAGAUUAAAUAUGUGGAAAGUUAAUGAUCUUGAUGAAAAUGGUGUCUCUUUGACUAUGCAAAGUGCUAUUUUUAUUGAUGUUCCUGACCCAUCAACCUUAGAUGCUAUUGCCUUUAAUGGUUAUACUCAUGUUGCCAUCACUGGUGUUGGUUUACAAAGUAUAAAAUAUCCUCAACAAAACUAGUAUAUGUUAAACUUUGUUUCUUUUUUUUUUGUUUUUGUUUCCU